UGUUUUGUGGACUUGGAGAAGGCGUUCGACCGUGUCCCUCGGGAGGUCCUGUGGGGGGUGCUUUGGGAGUACGGGGUACCGAGCCAAUAUUUGACAAUAACACACCAUCAAGUAUUGCACCAUCGCAUCAAACGAUGUGUCGUCCAUUAUGAAUUUUACUGAACCAGUGUGUUGGGCAGGAUGGCUGAAUGCGAUGCGCGAUUGACAACAAACAAGAAGAAAGGUGAGUUCAAGUUUUAUUUCGAGGGAUAUUUUCUUCAAGAAUUGUUGUACCCAUGUAUAAUGCGCACCCCAGAUUUUAGGACAAUAAAUUAUUUAAAAUUUGCGCAUUAUACAUGGAAAAAGACAGUAUAUGGUUUAAUGGAGCAGCUCACAAGCGACGGGAUGUGGGAAGAAAUCGGAGUGCCCGGAGAAAACCAACGCAGGCAGGCGGAGAACAUGCAAACUCCAAACAGGGAGGGCCGGAAUCGAACCCUAACCUGUGAGGUGGACGUGCUAACCAGUACUCCACUGUGCUGCCCAAAUCAGCAAUUGUUUUUCCAUUUUAAGCAUCUGCUUCCAAACACAAUAUCCAAUGAGCAAAACAGACACAAACCUUACUGUAGCCUAUUAACUUCCAUUUGGUGCAACGUGGAAUAUAUCAAACUAUACCUUUAAUAAAUUUCAUUUGCUUGCUCUUCAGUAACAAGAUUUGUAUAAAAGACUAUCCCAGAGCAUUCCAACUAUUCAUUCAGUCUACCUCAACAAGCAGAGGAAGACUUUGGGCCAACUUGGCAACCUUGAUGAAUCCUCGCUCCCUUUGACACAGAGUAAGGAGCUCGUCUUAUAAAACUAGCGAAGGAAGCACUGCAUCCUCUCAGACAGCACUCCAACCUGACAGCAACAUCAGCGGAGCACAAAGGCACAAUCAUGUCACUGCUGGAGGUGCUCACCAUCGGCCACACGGUGCCUUACCUAUUGUCAGACACAGUUGCUUUACUGCUUUUUCUGUUGUUACUGCUUCUCACCGCCUGGGAAUGGACACACAGGUCAAACAUACCAGGAAACAAAACCAACAACAGGACUGACCGACAAAGUCGUGGAACAAAAAGACAGGGUCCGUCUUUUAUGGCAGGACUCGGUCCGGUUCUUUCCUAUGCUCGGUUUAUCUGGACGGGCAUUGGAACGGCGAGCAACUACUAUAACAACAAAUACGGCAGCAUUGUACGGGUGUGGAUUGACAGUGAGGAGACCCUUAUCAUCAGCAGGCAAGUUCCAAUGAUUAAAAAAAAAAAAAGUGCACGAUUGCGCAAUCACUCAAAGUUCUCUCCCAGGUCCUCUGCGGUUUAUCAUGUCCUGAGGAGCGAUCACUACGUGGCCCGAUUUGGGAGUAGAAACGGCUUGGCAUGUAUUGGGAUGGAAAGGAGGGGGAUCAUUUUUAACAGCGAUGUGGAACUCUGGAAAAAAGUCAGGAGUUAUUUUUUGAAAGCCCUGUCAGGACCAGGACUUACGAGGACAGCAUCAAUCUGUAUGAAUUCCACAGCAGAACAUUUGGAUCACCUCCAGGACAUGACAGACCAGUCGGGACACGUGGAUGCUCUCAAUCUGCUUAGAGCCAUCGUGGUGGACAUUGCUAACAAACUGUUCCUCAGGGUGCCACUCAAUGAGACGGACUUGCUGCUGAAAAUCCAUAACUAUUUCAAGACUUGGCAAGCGGUUCUAAUCAAGCCGAAUAUAUUCUUCAAAAUUGGAUGGCUGUACAAUAAACAUAAAAAAGCAGCCCAGGAGCUUCAAGACGCAAUGGAGAUGCUUCUUGAUUUCAAAAGAAAGACCAUUCGAGAAUCCGAGAAGCUGGAUGACGAGCUUGACUUUGCAACUGAGCUUAUUUUUGCUCAGAACCACGGUGAGCUGUCUGGCGACGACGUGAGGCAGUGCGUGCUGGAGAUGGUGAUUGCUGCUCCUGACACUCUUUCUAUAAGCAUCUUCUUCAUGCUGAUGCUGCUCAAACAGAACCCAGACACCGAGCACAGCCUGGUAGAGGAGAUGGACGCCGUCAUCAGUAAAAGUGGAGCAGAAAAUGUGGAUUACGAGCAUCUAAAGGUACUGGAGAUUUUCAUCAAUGAGUCACUGAGGUAUCACCCAGUGGUUGACUUCACCAUGCGCAAAGCUCUGGAAGAUGACAUCAUUGAAGGCAUCAGUGUUAAAAAAGGAACAAACAUCAUUCUCAACAUUGGUCUCAUGCAUAAGACGGAAUUUUUUCCAAAACCCAAAGAGUUCAAUCUCCACAAUUUUGAUAAAACGGUUCCCAAACGUUUCUUCCAGCCGUUCGGAUGCGGGCCUCGCUCCUGCGUGGGCAAGCACAUCGCCAUGGUGAUGAUGAAGGCUGUCCUGGUGACUCUCCUGUCUCGUUUCAGCGUGUGUCCGCGCCAAGGUUGCACCGUCAACAGCAUCAGGCAGACCAACGACCUGUCGCAGCAGCCGGUGGAAGAUGAGCACAGCCUGACCAUGCGCUUCAUCCCGAGAACAACGCAACGUGCUUAUGCUCUCCACACCAACACCGUUGGUUCAGAUUACUUAGUUGCAUUGUCUGAAAAAAAGUGAUUUGAAGGGCAUAUUGGCAAAAUUUGUAAUCAUAAGCUUUUACAAACAAAUGGUACGGUCUGGAAAAGGGAACAAUAGUAAACCGCAUCACCUACUAUACUUGUUGUUUUAAGUUGUAAUAACAGCAUUCACCACUAGAUGGCAGAACUCAUUUAGCAGCACGUGUUCAUCUUUAGAGACAAAAGGUGAAGAGUUGAUUGUCAGCCAUAACUGAUUUUGUGUCAUUUCAGACUAUAUGACUAGACUAACAAUGCAGCUUACUCGUCGUCGUGAGAAAUACAGCCACUGGCGGCCAUCUUGCGUGGCCCCUUGCUAAGUGCACCUAACUUGAAUACAUUGAUUGCUCCGCAGCAUUUUUACAUUAGUUUUGGUCUCUACGGCAAAAAUGUCAGUAUAUGGGAUACAGUCAAAUGAUGAUGACAUUAGUAUCAUGUUGGACAUGAUGAAUUUAUUGAAAGUUAGUCUAUUUGCAUCAAUCUGAACUACCACUUCCUUCUGCACCACAGGCACAAAUCAAACUUGGCUUUAGGACAUAAGGCUUUGGGUUUAUGUUUCGCUUUGGACACUUCAAAAGCAACAACAAUCAAAUAAUAUUUUCCCUCUGUUUGUACUAAAUUAAAAAGGCUGACUGGAUCUGGCACGAUGCAAAUUAACAAAUCACGAAAGUUUCUUUUCAUUUUGAAUUAAACUAAUCUAAAAAAAAAAUUCAGCGAGCAUAUAAAAGCAAUAAAUAUGUUUCUUUAA
This is a messenger RNA of Syngnathus typhle (broad-nosed pipefish), 3324 nucleotides long. RefSeq names its product aromatase-like. The record is from RefSeq and is a predicted model, not a curated record. Gene Ontology annotation, molecular function: iron ion binding; oxidoreductase activity, acting on paired donors, with incorporation or reduction of molecular oxygen; monooxygenase activity. Lineage: Eukaryota; Metazoa; Chordata; Actinopteri; Syngnathiformes; Syngnathidae.